GUCUUCACAGCUCUUGGGUGUCCCACAUAAAGAUCUCUCUUUUUCUAAAUCCCAAUGAACACGUUCAUCUUACUAAUGAGUCUUUACCUGCUUGGAUCUGUCAAAGGAGCAUCAGGUCAGCCUGAUGCACCUUUUGCCUCCAUGGAUCAUCAAGGUUCAAUUCAGCAACUUUCAGAUGAGUACCUUUCACCUGUAAACCCUUCAGAUGUUGAAGCUUUAUAUGAGACCUCUUCAGGGAAGAAUGUUUUGACUGAGCAUAGUUCCAGUGAGCACAGUUCAAGGGAGCAUGCUGCAGAUGAGCAUAGUGCUGAUGAACACACUGUGGGUAAACAUGCUGCAAAUGAACACACUUCGAACGAACAUGCCACAGGUGAAGAGACUUCAGGUGAACAUGCCUCAGGGGAAGAGACUUCAGGUGAACACGACUCAGGUGGAGAAACUUCAGGUGAACACGCCUCAGAGGAAGAGACUUCAGGUGAACAGGCUUCAAGUGAUGAGACUUCAGGAGAACAUGCCUCAGGCAAAGAGACUUCAGAUGAACACGACUCAGGUGCAGAAACUUCAGGUGAGCACACCUCAGAGGAAGAGACUUCAGGUGAACAUGCUUCAAGUGAUGAGACUUCAGAAGAACACACAUCAGGUGAAGACACUUCAGGCGAACACGUGUCAGGUGAAGAGAAUUCUAGUGAACACACCUCAGGUGAAGAGACUUCAGGUGAAGAGACUUCAGGUGAACAUGCCUCAGGUGAAGAGACUUCAGGCGAAAAGCCUUCUGGUGAAAAGGCUGCAGGUGAACAGGCUCUAGAUGAACAUGCUUCCAACGAACAGCCUUCAAGCACACCACUUCCAAAUAUAUCCUCAGGCAAAAUACUAAAUUGCCACACAUGCGCUUACAUGAAUGAUCAAGGAAAAUGUCUUCGUGGAGAGGGAACGUGCACCACUGAGAAUUCCCAGCAGUGCAUGUUGAAGAAGAUCUUCGAAGGUGGAAAGCUCCAAUUCAUGGUUCAGGGGUGUGAGAACAAGUGCCCCUCUAUGAACCUCAUUUCCCAUGGCACAAGGAUGCAAAUCAUAUGCUGCCGAAAUACACCUUUCUGCAACAAGGUCUAGAAGACUGACUGACCCAGGCAGAAGGCCCCCUCCGUGCUACUUGAUUCAAUUUAUACCAAGCUUCAACAACUAAGAAUACUGGCCUCUGCCUGAAUGUUAGAUGAGAUGCUCAAAUAGAUUCCUCUCCUAUUCAUGGCCCUACCCAAUUUUCUCUACCUGUCUCCCUUACCCCCAACCUUGACAUUCCAGAUUUCCUUUUUUAAAAU
Messenger RNA from Octodon degus (degu), 1313 nucleotides. RefSeq names its product acrosomal vesicle protein 1 (gene Acrv1). The coding region runs from base 55 to 1107 and encodes 350 amino acids. The transcript is spliced from 4 exons. Lineage: Eukaryota; Metazoa; Chordata; Mammalia; Rodentia; Octodontidae. The record is from RefSeq and is a predicted model, not a curated record.